UGUUAAGUCAAAACUUAAAAGACUCUGAUAUUUUUUCCCAUAUUUAGCCAGAGUUGUUUUUAAGAAAAGAAAGAUGUGUUCGUACUCGUUUAUAUUGUGCGUAACGAUCGCUUUGUUCAAACAAACGGUUUGUGGUACCGUGAAUUAUCCGGUUGCCACAACACCCAUGCCUCAGAUUUACGACAGUGAAGAAAGAGAGGGGAGAGGAAUGAUGAUGGAUUACGAUCACGUUGAUGUUCACGAUCACGAUGAUCACGACCACGACCACAUUGUAGAGCAUAAAGAAGAACAAAAAGCCGUUAAAACCGAUAUAUGGUCAAAUUAUUAUAAUUUUAUUAUUCAAGAGGGUUCAUUUAAGUUUUGGGCGGCCUUCCAGCUUGGAACUGCCAUUUUACUUAUCUACUCGGCAUUUGCUGCAAUUUACUACGCCAAGUUCAAUGUGAUCUCGACUGAUUAUGAUUAUUACGAUGCCUUCUUCGGACGAUCCAGUGCAAGGUCAUCAUCCAGUUCUUCUAGUGGACAGUGGUUCGGUCUUAGCUCCGACGUAGUUCAAAGAAUAUAUACAGCAUUAACAUCUAAGAAAUUUUCAUGAAAAAAAAAUGGGAUGAUUAAAACUUGCAAAUAACUCUUAAA
Onthophagus taurus is the source of this 633-nucleotide messenger RNA. RefSeq lists its product as uncharacterized. Lineage: Eukaryota; Metazoa; Arthropoda; Insecta; Coleoptera; Scarabaeidae. The record is from RefSeq and is a predicted model, not a curated record.